UAUCGUUCGGUACGCACUAAGCAUGUGUACAUGUCGAAAAAUUCUGGCCUGUUUCGAAGUCCUGUAAAACAGACGAAACUAUCUCAAUUUGAAUUGUGCAAAAUGGAAUCACUUUCGAAGCUUCAGGAAAUUGCCCCAGAUACCGGCGAAAUCUUUACAUAAAAGAAGCUCUACAAUUGUUAAAACAACCUGAAGUCACCAGAUAAGAGACAAGGAACGAUUACAAUUUAGAUACAAGUGGGUCAACAUCAGAAUCCGAAUCGAAGAUUUUUGUUACUAGAAGUAAAUAACAGAUAUUCAUUUUGUUGCAAAUUUUUUAUAAAAGAAAUU
This is a messenger RNA of Acanthoscelides obtectus, 330 nucleotides long. The record is from the annotation of a GenBank genome assembly. NCBI's taxonomy places the organism in Eukaryota, Metazoa, Arthropoda, Insecta, Coleoptera, Chrysomelidae.